Messenger RNA from Gossypium arboreum, 2163 nucleotides. RefSeq names its product disease resistance protein RUN1-like. NCBI's taxonomy places the organism in Eukaryota, Viridiplantae, Streptophyta, Magnoliopsida, Malvales, Malvaceae. Gene Ontology annotation, biological process: signal transduction; defense response. The coding region runs from base 100 to 1455 and encodes 451 amino acids. The transcript is spliced from 3 exons. Gene Ontology annotation, molecular function: ADP binding. The record is from RefSeq and is a predicted model, not a curated record.
GAUUAUGCAUAUUUUACACUUGUUCUUCUUAGAAUAAUACCACAACCCAAGCAAAACUCACUAGCUAUAUUUUUCUCUCUUUUGCUUCAAUACUCUUCCAUGGCUUCUUCUUCUUCUUCUACUCUAAUGAAGUAUCAUGUUUUCUUGAGCUUCAGAGGUGAAGACAUGCGCCUUAAUUUCACCACUCACUUACUUCAAGCUUUGAAAGACGAGGGACUUGAUGUUUUCUUCGAUGAAGAAAAACUGGAAAGGGGGGACCAGCUUUCACAAGCACUUUCUCGAGCAAUUGCAGUCUCAAAUAUCUCAAUCAUCGUUUUGUCUGCAGACUAUGCCUCUUCGCAAUCAUGCUUGGUUGAACUCUCUGACAUCAUGGACCGGUAUAGCGUCGAACAACAAAUUGUUUUUCCUAUAUUUUACCAUGUUAAGCCCUCUGAUGUGGAGAAUAUUGAUGGGAGUUUUAAGAAAUCCUUUGAUGAGCAUGAAACAAGGAGGUCAGUUGAUGAAGUGAAACAAUGGAAAACUGCUUUUGCUGAAGUUGGUAAAUUACAAGGGUGGCAUGUAGAUGGAAGCAUGUCGGAUAGACCUGAAACCCAAUACAUCAAGGAUAUUGUUGCGUAUGUUAUGCAAAAGUUGAUGAAGCAUCAAGUUUUCUUAAGCUUAGGUGAAGACACACGCCUCAACUUCUCCAAUCACCUAGCCAAUGCUUUGGAAAAAGUAGGAAUUAAUGUCUUCCCCGAUAACGAAACACUGAAAAAAGGAGAGAAGCUUCUACCAACAUAUUCUCGAGCAAUUUCGGCCUCAAAUCUCUCAAUCCUCGUUUUAUCUAAAGCCUAUGCUUCUUCAAAAUCAUGCUUAGGUGAACUUUCUGACAUCAUGGAUCGCAAGCACAAUCCCACUGACAAACAAAUUGUUCUUCCCGUCUUUUACCAUGUUGAUCCUUCCGAUGUGCGAAAUAGUGGUGGGCAUUUUAAGACAUCCUUCGAAGAGCAUGAAUCAGAGCAACCAGCUGAUAGAGUACAACAAUGGAAAACUGCUUUUGCAGAGGUCGGUAAAUUAAAAGGGUGGCAUAUAGAAGGAGGCAAAUUUGACAGACCUGAAACCCAGUACAUUAAAGAUGUUGUUGAAUAUGUUAUAAAAAAGUUGACGAAUAUUAAGUCUGGAAGUGCUUCAGAAGAAUUGGUUGGAAUAGAUGAUCAGAAAAGGACGAUUUUGAAGCUGAUUAAGCAAAAAGACUGUCGUGUAAUAGGAUUUUGGGGAAUGGGUGGUCAAGGCAAAACAACCCUUGCUGAGGCUGUAUAUAAAAAAAUCUCUUUAGAGUUUGAAAGUUGUUGCUUUCUCCAAAAUGUUAGAGAGGAAAUAGAAAAACAGGGGAAGAAAUCUUUACGAAAUGAACUUCUUUCGAAAUUAUUGAAGUCAGAUGUUGAUAUAGACACCCCCUCUAUAGGAUCCAUUUAACUCAAGAGAGGCUCAACAAUAAGAAAGUACUUAUUGUCCUUGAUGAUAUUAGUGACCCAAACCAAAUAGAUUUUAUGGGUGUUAAACAUUCGGGCUCUGGAAGUAAAAUCAUUAUAACAUCUAGAGAGAAACAAGUGCUUAAGAGUGGAGGAGCUGACACAAUACAUGAGGUGAAAGCAUUAAAUGAGAAUGAUUCUCUUCAACUUUUUUCUACCUUUGCAUUUAAGCAGUUGAAUCCUGAAGUUGAUUUUCGAGAUCUAUCAUGCAAGUUUAUGAAGUACGCCCAAGGCAGUCCACUUGCUCUUAGAGUUUUGGGUUGUAAUUUAUAUGGAAGGACUAUAAAUGAUUGGGAAAGUGAGAUGGAGAAGCUAGGGGACUAUUCCCACCCCGAAAUUUUUGUUGUUUUGAAAAGUAGUUAUGAUGGGCUUGGUAUGGUAGAGAAGAAUAUAUUUCUUGACAUUGCAUGCUUCUUUAAAGGGGAACCCAUAAAAAGAAUAAAACAUGUUCCAAGUUGUUAUCGGGGUGUAGAGGAUGCAAUAAGCAAAUUGGUCAGCAAGUGCCUAAUUAAUAUCUCAUCUGCAGAUAUAAUAUCCAUGCAUGAUAUGCUUGAAGAGUUGGGAAAAGAUAUUAUUCGCCAAAAAUCUAAAACGCCUGGAAAGUGCAGGAGGCUAUGGAGUCAUGAACACAUUAAACGAGUGCUCAAAUAUA